UCUCAUCGAGACUCUCGGGGAGCUGUCUUAAUUUAUCGAUAACGAUAACGUAUAUCACGUGGAAGAACCGGAAUCGACAUGUCGGUCAUGGUAUUAUCGCGAGCGAAACAAGAUACAGUCGAUUCGCGAUGCGAAGUUAAUUCACUAUCGACGGUUAAUGUAUGCGAGAGCGAGAGCUUGAUGAUUAAUGAAGUAAUUUGUAUAACCGUCUUCCGCGAGUAAUUUAGCGCGUCAAAAAAAAAAAAAAAAAAUAAUUUGUCGCAAAUGGAGCGGAAACGGCAGGAUCGCCGGUCCGCCGCCGAGGAGUCCGCCUGUCCGAAAUACGUGAUCUGCGACUGUCCCCCAUUAUAUUUGAACGAUGCGGAAAAGUGUCGUCAAAUAAAUACGGAUUAUACUAUAGAGAAGUUGCGACAACUCGUAUCGGAUCCCGUCACCAGCGAUCAUGUCGCACGAAUAUUGCGACUCUUGUUUGAUUAUCUGCGUGAAAUCGGCGACGACGGUUACCCAGUCAAACACCUGCCGGCUAUAAUGAAGGUGUUAGAAUUUCUAGCCUGGAAGACCAAAGAAGUUAACGACUAUCGAGUGCAUCUGGACAGGAUGUUGCAGUUGUGCAGUCAACCGCCUUUGCUGGAACAAACUUCCGAGAGUCUCGCUAUCUCCGUCGUGAUGGAGCAUUAUUUUACGUUGCUGGGUUAUCUCUUGACGAUUUUGCCCGACGAAGAAGAUAUUCUUCGGAUCCACGAGGCUCUCGAUUGUCUAUUAAUCAAACGAACGAAACCGAUAAACGUCGCGGCAGUGAAACUGGAUUUUCGUCGUCAAUCCAUGGAGAAUUCUAAAUUGCCGAUUAUCGUCACCGAAUUGCUGGAGGCUGCUAUGCCGAGGAUAUACCCGCAGAUCUUGGAAAUAGCUCAUACACUCGCCUCGAUCUCUAAUCAAUGUUGUUACAGAAUGCUGCGGGCCGGCAUACUGAACACGCUGCUCACCAGGAUGGACCUUCCUUACGCGACGCAGUCGCGCUGCGUCAGACCGCCGGACGUGCCCCUCGAGGGAGAGGAGUAUCCGUGGGAUAUCAUGCUCUUGAUAAUGAAUCUCUUGUGGAGCCUCAUGAGAUCGGCCUUAUCCUCAAAAACUCCAUCGGAACACUUAAAAGAUCUUCCAUUGCCCAAGCAAUGCGCCAUGUGUACAGGGGCUUAAGAUAUUCCUUCAAGCGGCAGAUACUCCAUGGUCAAUACUGCGCUGUCAAUUUGAGGAUCAGAAACGACA
This is a messenger RNA of Wasmannia auropunctata (little fire ant), 1263 nucleotides long. RefSeq lists its product as uncharacterized. The record is from RefSeq and is a predicted model, not a curated record. The coding region runs from base 265 to 1194 and encodes 309 amino acids. The transcript is spliced from 4 exons. Lineage: Eukaryota; Metazoa; Arthropoda; Insecta; Hymenoptera; Formicidae.